AUGGAAGAUGCACGUGUCCUUUCAUUAUCUGAUGACCAAAUGAAAAUAAUUGAAGGGCUCGUCCCUGUCCUUAAGCCAUUGUACAUUGCAACUCGUACAAUGUGCUCUGAAUUGUACCCCACUGUUGGAGGGGUUUAUCCGAUUCUUUAUAGCAUUAUUCGCCAUCAUUUAAAGGCAAACUCUACAGACUGUUCAGCAGUCUCGAAAUUUAAGGCUGAUGUACACGCAGACCUAGUUAAACGUCAUGGUGUCGAAUCCGAUGACAUUUGUACAAGCUUACCAAUUCUCUGCACGUUCCUUGAUCCUAGAUAUAGGUCACUGCCCUUCUUCUCACCAGAACAACGGUCUCGGGUCCAUACCGAAAUUUUGGCACAAAUUACCAAAUUUGAAAAUUCAUGCACAUUAAAUGACAGUCAAACACAUAGCCCUAACAAGCGUUGCAAACUGCAAUCGCAAGAUGAUAUGUCAUUUCUAUUAGGCGAUUACUAUGAUGCUUGCAGAGUAAUUAUCCCUCAAACCGCCACAGAAGAGGUUGAAAUGUAUGGGAAUGAAAAACCCAUACCCACUCCCCAAAAUCCAUUUAAAUGGUGGAAAGAAAACUGCGAAAAUUUCCCCAAAUUGGCGUUUCUUGCUCGCAAACUUGCAUGUAUCCCGGCUACAUCAGUACCGUCAGAACGAGUGUUUUCUCUUGCAGGAGGCACUGUUACCAAAUUGAGGGCAUCACUUGACCCUGAUUCUGUAGAUAAAUUAGUUUUUCUUCAUAAAACCUUUUCUCGCGCAAAGCCCUCAACGGAUAAUGCAAUAAAAGGGGACCUUUGCAAAGGGGACCUUUGCAAAACCGUUAAACAGGAAAUGCCCGAGUCCAGCAUACCAAACGCAUUGCCUCAGCUACCUAGCUUACCUGAUUUGUAA
This is a messenger RNA of Ruditapes philippinarum (Manila clam), 912 nucleotides long. RefSeq names its product E3 SUMO-protein ligase ZBED1-like. The coding region runs from base 1 to 912 and encodes 303 amino acids. The transcript has a single exon. The record is from RefSeq and is a predicted model, not a curated record. Gene Ontology annotation, molecular function: protein dimerization activity. NCBI's taxonomy places the organism in Eukaryota, Metazoa, Mollusca, Bivalvia, Venerida, Veneridae.